AUUAUUUCUAAAAACACCAUUAACCUUCAAAAUCCUACAAUAUUUAAAAUAAUCAUCUAUUCUCUUCCCAAGAAUUUGAAGGGCUAAAAAUGGCAGGUUUAAAGUUCAAUUUGGUGGUAAUUAUGGCGCUCAUGCUUGCAUCUGUGCAAUUUCACGGUACGACAGCUCAAACUACCCAUGUGGUCGGCGACGCCUUGGGUUGGAAUAUUCCUCCCAACGGACCUUCUGCUUACACCACCUGGGCAUCAGGUCAGACCUUCAGUGUCGGCGAUGUUCUUCUCUUUAACUUCACCACCGGAUUCCAUAACGUCGCUGAAGUAUCGCAGGCGGCGUAUGGCCCAUGCACCACCACCAACCCCAUCUCCAUCGCCACCAACGGCCCCGCUAGAGUCACCUUGAACGCACCUGGCACUCACUAUUACAUCUGCACCGUUGGUACUCAUUGCCAAAUUGGUCAGAAGUUAACCAUCAAUGUCUCCGCUGUGUCUACCACCCCUGCUCCAACACCGGCACCCGCUACUCCUGCACCGGUCUCUCCACCGACCGCUACCCCUGCUCCAUCCACUACAACCUCACCACCAACCUCCUCCCCUACCCCUUCCUCCGAGGAAGGUAGCCCAAUAUCACCACCCACCUCCGGCCAAUCUCCCUCAGGGAGUAACGCCCCUUCUCCCACCGAUAACAACAUUAUACCACCACCAUCACCCAGUUUUGCUCCAUCUUUCACCGCCGUGGUGCCCUUCACUUUCUUGGCAAUCGCUUUAGCUUUGUUUUACUAGAUCAGGUGGUUAAUGGUUACGUGAGAAGGUGAUAUUAUGUAAUUCAUUUUUGUUUAUUAUUCUUUUUCCUAUGCGUUGUUGUACUUAUUUAAUAGAGAUUGAUAUUGCUUAACUUAUACUGUUUUUUAUGAAAAUUAUGAUAUAUUUUACUGGGAGUUUGACCA
Lactuca sativa (garden lettuce) is the source of this 943-nucleotide messenger RNA. Its product is annotated as blue copper protein. Lineage: Eukaryota; Viridiplantae; Streptophyta; Magnoliopsida; Asterales; Asteraceae. Gene Ontology annotation, molecular function: electron transfer activity. The record is from RefSeq and is a predicted model, not a curated record. Gene Ontology annotation, cellular component: plasma membrane.